Messenger RNA from Nematostella vectensis (starlet sea anemone), 1782 nucleotides. RefSeq names its product mitochondrial 2-oxodicarboxylate carrier. Lineage: Eukaryota; Metazoa; Cnidaria; Anthozoa; Actiniaria; Edwardsiidae. The record is from RefSeq and is a predicted model, not a curated record. Gene Ontology annotation, molecular function: transmembrane transporter activity. Gene Ontology annotation, cellular component: mitochondrion. Bases 117 to 974 code for a protein of 285 amino acids. The transcript has 9 exons. Gene Ontology annotation, biological process: transport.
GACCGCUGACCUAAUAAUCAAAGCUUCACGUGGUGUUGUUCUUUCCGCUCUUGUCUGUUUCCGUUUCUUCCAGAACCCUUGAACUGUCGAGGAUCAAUGUCCUUAUAAAGAUAAGAAUGACACACAACGAGAAGAGGAUCGGGUGGCUUCAAGAGGGGAUGAUUGGGUUAGGAGUUGGUGUGCUAUAUGGCACAACCAGCGUUGCUGUGGGCCACCCAUUUGACACAAUAAAAACCAAGAUGCAAGCCCAAGCUGGUUUUGAAAAGACUUCAAUGAUCAAGUCCUUUAUAAAGACAGUAAAAACACAGGGAAUUAGAGGAUUGUAUAGGGGCUGCGUACCUCCUUUAUGGGGUUCCGGUAUUUACCGCUCAACACAGUUUGCAGUAUUUGAGGCAGCGUACACAUUUCUAAGUCAUCACAGAACAUGUACAAAAGAAAUUCCUUUUACAGGGGGUUUACAACUCCGAGUAGUACUGGCAGGAAUGUUAGGGUCGACUUCAAGGGCAAUUAUUGAGACUCCUUUAGAAUUAGCAAAGGUGCGGCGCCAGACAGGGCAAUCUUGGCAGUUCAGAGGGCUCUAUAAGGGAUUUGGUGUUACCUGGUGUAGGACUAUGGGAUUAAUGACAACAUAUUUUAUACUGGUCGAUACUGGAAGGAGGCACUUCCCUGAGCAAUUCAAGAGACCACUUCUCGGACCAUUCCUCACUUCAGGGAUAGCAGCAACUCUUGCCUGGUGGAUUGUGUGGCCUUUGGAAUACAUGAAGUCUCAAGUGCAGGGAAACUAUGGAAAAGAGAUGCCAGUUGUUGCCCGGAUGCGCCUGGUGUUUAGGGAGAAAGGAGGUUUCUUUGCGCUCUACCGGGGAAUCCUUCCUGGUUCUAUCAGAAGUUUCAUGUCCAAUGGUUGCAGUAUGGUGGUCAUGAGCUGGGCACAAAGAAAAGUCUCAGAUUGGGGACUACGAAGCAAAAUGGGUUGAGCUAGGAUGAAGUUGGGGCUAGGAUUAUAUUCCCAGGACCUGGGAUGUUAUGCCAGAAGUCACAUCUUGUGUUCUACCAACAUGUUAAUAAUGAAUUGUAUUAUUGAGGCUCUGAUGUCCUCCUUUGAGGAAAUUACAGAGUAUUAUUAUAUGAAUUUGAAAUAGUGUACAGAGCCAAUAACAUUAGCAAUUUUUAUUUUUAGAAUAUCAUAGGAAGCUUAGGAUUAUAUUUUAAUUGUUUAUCUUAAUUAUUGCACCAUCUGCCUUUCAAGCACUUUUAGAAUAGAAAAACUUAUACAAAAUGUGUCACCAAAAUAAGUCACCAGUGUACCAUUACAAUUUUACAAUUAUUUAUUGUCUUUAGUUAAAAAUUGUAUAUACAGUUACCAUAGUUAGAAAAUGUUUAGUAUUUUUACAUAGGUACUAUCACCAAAGGAUCUUGAAAAAUUAAGAAGAUUAAAAAAUCUGAGGAAAAACUGGGUGACCCCCACCAACCUCCUAUCCAAUUUCUUUUUGGAAUGACCAUCCAUAUAUUGUACAUACAGCUACUGUCGUUAGAAAUUGUAUUUUUUUUUUCUUUUAUUCCGAUUUGGCCAAAUUCCGAAGUUUUCUCAGAUUUUUGGAAUUAUUUUAUAACUUUACAAGAUCCCUUAAAAUACUAUUGAAUUUUAAUAGCAUAUUAAAAACUAUGUAUUUGUUGUACACUCAGCAUAUUCAAGUCGAAAAAUUCAAUGAAAAGUUACAAUUACAAUUUUGUUUGCUUUAAAAAGUGUUGUCUAGAAAAUAAAUGUAUUUAUUUAUCUUUAAA